AGUCCCUGAGUCCCGCAGGCCCCGCGUCCCCGCUGCACCCCCUGUCCACUCCGGUGGUCCCUGGUCUGGCAUGGCGCGCGCGGUGGGGCCCGAGCGGAGGCUGCUGGCCGUCUACACCGGCGGCACCAUUGGCAUGCGGAGUGAGCUCGGAGUGCUCGUGCCCGGGACAGGCCUGGCUGCCAUCCUGAGGACACUGCCCAUGUUUCAUGACGAGGAGCACGCCCGAACCCGCGGCCUCUCUGAGGACACCCUGGUGCUGCCCCCCGCCAGCCACAACCAGAGGAUCCUCUACACUGUGCUGGAGUGCCAGCCCCUCUUCGACUCCAGUGACAUGACCAUCGCUGAGUGGGUUCGCGUUGCCCAGACCAUCGAGAGGCACUACGAGCAGUACCACGGCUUUGUGGUCAUCCACGGCACUGACACCAUGGCCUUUGCUGCCUCGAUGCUGUCCUUCAUGCUGGGGAACCUGCAGAAGACCGUCAUCCUCACUGGGGCCCAGGUGCCCAUCCAUGCCCUGUGGAGCGAUGGCCGUGAGAACCUGCUGGGGGCAUUGCUCAUGGCCGGCCAGUAUGUGAUCCCAGAGGUCUGCCUCUUCUUCCAGAAUCAGCUGUUUCGGGGCAACCGGACGACCAAGGUGGACGCUCGGAGGUUCGCGGCCUUCUGCUCCCCGAACCUGCCGCCUCUGGCCACAGUGGGUGCUGACAUCACAAUCAACAGGGAGCUGGUGCGGAAGGUUGACGGGAAGGCUGGGCUGGUGGUGCACAGCAGCAUGGAGCAGGACGUGGGCCUGCUGCGCCUCUACCCUGGGAUCCCUGCUGCCCUGGUUCGGGCCUUCUUGCAGCCUCCCCUCAAGGGCAUGGUCAUGGAGACCUUCGGUUCGGGGAACGGACCCACCAAGCCCGACCUGCUGCAGGAGCUGCGGGUGGCAACCGAGCGCGGCCUGGUCAUCGUCAACUGUACCCACUGCCUCCAGGGGGCUGUGACCACAGCCUAUGCAGCUGGCAUGGCCAUGGCGGGAGCCGGCGUCAUCUCAGGCUUCGACAUGACAUCGGAGGCUGCCCUGGCCAAGCUAUCGUAUGUGCUGGGCCAGCCAGGGCUGAGCCUGGAUGACAGGAAGGAGCUGCUGACCAAGGACCUUCGGGGGGAGAUGACACCGCCCUCGGUGGAAGAGUGCCGGCCCUCACUGCAGGGCGACACGCCGGGCCGUGGGGUCUCCUGGCUUCUCAGUCUGAGCGGCAGCCAGGAGGCAGAUGCCCUGCGGAAUGCCCUGAUGCCCAGCCUGGCCUGUGCUGCCGCCCACGCCGGUGACCUGGAGGCGCUGCAGGCGCUUGUGGAGCUGGGCAGUGAGCUGGGCCUGGUGGACUUUAACGGCCAAACCCCACUGCACGCGGCCGCCCGGGGAGGCCACGCGGAGGCAGUCACCAUGCUGCUGCAGAGAGGUGUGGACGUGAACACCCGGGACACGGACGGCUUCAGCCCGCUGCUGCUGGCCGUGCGGGGCAGGCAUCCGGGUGUCAUUGGGUUGCUGCGGGAAGCCGGGGCCUCCCUGUCCACCCAGGAGCUGGAGGAAGCAGGGACGGAGCUGUGCAGGCUGGCAUACAGGGCCGACCUCGAAGGCCUGCAGGUGUGGUGGCAGGCAGGGGCUGACCUGGGGCAGCCGGGCUAUGACGGGCACAGUGCCCUGCACGUCGCAGAGGCAGCCGGGAACCUGGCAGUGGUGGCCUUUCUGCAGAGCCUGGAGGGUGCGGUUGGUGCCCAGGCCCCAUGCCCAGAAGUGCUGCCUGGUGUCUAACCUGAAGCCAUCCUGCUGCAGUAUAAGCCAUUCCUUCCUCCCGUGACCUGCUGGAGGGGUCUCAGGCAUGACCCCACCCCUGGGGCUGCCUCCCAGCCUGCUCUCAUGCAAAGCCUGAAGGCCUUUGUUGGGCAGAAUGGCAAUAAAGUCUGGCAUCUCCUCACCAGGUCUGUACAGCCUGGCUUUGAGAGAGUCUGUCUGGGUCCGGGACUGUGGAUGUGUGUGGGGAGUCAGGCCCAGGCUCUGGGGGGUCUCUGGCGGGGGCACUUGGCCCAUCCUUCCAGAGGCAGCUGUGAGUGUGAGCUGGGCGGGGCGGGGUGCACGGAGGUGACUCGGCCAAGCGGUCCUUUCCCAGCUGCCCCUCCCCCUUCCUGCCACCCUGCCUUUGCCCAGGCUGGUCCCUCCUCCAGACACCCUCUGCCCAUCUCCUCACCUCCUGCGCCUUCAUUCUGGAGCUUGAAGUCCCCUCCUCCAGGCAGCCCUCCAACCCCUGGACGAGCAUGCUGCUCCUGCUUAACUCUUUAGUCCUCACAGUCCCGUCCCAGUUGCUGUCUGGUUUUCCGUCACCCCAGCAUCGCUGCACCCGGCCCCCCUCUCAGGCCAGGGCCACACCAGGGCUCCAUGGGGCUGCGGAAGCCUGUGAAUGUCUAGGGGGCUUCACACUCUGGUGGUGAGCCCCUCGGGACCAUUCCAGCCCCUGCUCUGCCUGAAGCUCCUGAUGCAGCCUCCACCGUGAGCCAGGCCACCCUGCAAGGGAAGGGGUGACCUGGGCUUGCCUGGUUGCACAGCCUGGGCGGGUGGGCGGGUGGGGCGGGCCCUGCUGCUGCCCGGUGGGGGUGGUGCUCCAAGGCCGGGGGCAGCCUCGUGCCUUCUUUCAGCUGGGGCUGAAAUUGGGGGUGUGGACCCCUGGCCCCACCAUUGUGCAUGCACUGACCUGGGAUGGCCAGGGACUCCCUGCUGCUGCCCCCGGCCCCUGACCCCUUCUUGCUGGGUGUGAGGAGCGUGGGGGCUGCCUCCCUCCAAGCCUCUCUACCUGCCCAAGUGACGGUUCCUGUCUGUCCCUCUGUUUGGCUGGCCCCUGGACCGGAGGCCCAGGAGGGCAAAAGCGUGACCCCAGAGCUGGCCCUUGGCACCUGGGCAUACCCCGGGGUUAAGCCUGGUUCCCAAGCCUGGCUGGUACUGCCGCCAGCAUCCUUGCUGUCCUCACCCCGACACAGGUGUGCCUGGGCCUUGCACAAGGUGACACCAUGUGAGCAUGGCAGGGCCGGGGAAGCCUUUGCUUCUCACCCUGAUGAGGCCCAUGAGGGGCUGCAGGUGGAGGGAGGGUGGCACCGGGCCCCAGAGCCAGGAGCCCCUGCUGUCCCCGAUGGCCGGGACCCUCGGAGGGCCUUGGGGGAGGCUGUGGGGCAUCUGGACAAAUGCCUGGUGCAGGUGAGAAGGGGUGGGACUACCUCCGGCAUCCCUGAGCUGAGCCCACCUGGUCUCCCCGGUUGUUCCUGCACACGGCAGUGCCCCCCUGCUUCCCUCCGCUCCCGAGGGGCUGGGCAGCGCCUGUUGCUCACGCCACCCCGCUCAGUGCUGCUCCAGGCCCUCAGAGCCCCAGGCUGUGAAAGCUGCAGGUGGUUCACGUUAGCCCACAUGGCAGCACCCUCCCAGAGCAGAUGCCAACCUGCCGGUGUAGACACACCCACUGACGCCUGCGGUGAGUGUCCUGUAGUGUAGAAACGCCCACUCAUCCUGCUUGUCCCGCAGAGAGCAUUUGUCAAGCUGGCCUUUCUCCAACUGGGUCACUGAUGGAGCUCGGCAGAGAAGGCUUGGGGGCCACAGGGGCUGGUCAGAGGGGGGAGCUCCUCACAAGGUCGGGCAGCCAGACCCCCAUUGUCAGGCCCCUCCAAGCCCUCGUGGGGUGUUGGGCCCUACCACAGGGAGCCCCGGGACUGGGCCAGUGUCUCAGGAGGCUGUGAAGAGUCAUAGGCUUGAGUCUGGGAGCUUCCUCGGGGGCCGUUUUGUGCCCCUUGGGGAGAGGCCAGAGGGGCCCUGGGUAAGGGGACUCCUCUAGAAUCACCCAGAAGUGGCAGGAGGGGCAGGGCCACUGCUCGGGGCUCCCUGGGCUCUGCGCCGGGCAGUGACCUGGCCUCAAGCCCUCUGGCUCUCUGGUGUGCAGUGGGAACAGCUGGGACAGACAGGCUUGGAGCGUUCGUGUCCUGCACCGUGUUGGUGUGUUUCGUCCCCACUGUGACUGUAGGAGGGCACCGGGUCCCCGUCUAUCCCACUUCAUGGCUGAGGAAACUAAGGCACAGAGUGGCCCCGUCCUGCGCCCAGGGCUCUGUGUUGGCACAGGGCAGAGCUGGGCUGUGAAUCAGGGCCGCCUUGUCUCUCGCUGUGGCGUGAGGCCAUGGGAGACGCAGGAAUGAGGCACAGCCGGGUGCCCAGUGUGCGUGGGACCCGCCUCCCCACAGUGGGAUGGCGUCACUCACACCUGGUAAUUUCACGCUGGGGGAGGCCUUGGUUCCUGUAGCCCAUCUCGAAUCACCUGGAUCCUAGGGCUAUCUCUGGGAAACAUCUCUCCAUCACGACUACUGUCUUUUUUUACCAGCAUUUUCUAUCCUAAAAUCAGACUCCUCAGUUGAGGGCCCUCCAGGACCGCCCUUCCCCAGCUGGAGGUAACCAGACUUCUCGUGUAUGCUAGGAAGUUCCUUUUCUGGUCACACCUCAAUAUUUCUUGCUGCUGGUGGGAACUGCAGGUGCUUGUACUUGUCACCUCCUCCCUGUCCUCUCUCAUCAGUCCCCUUGGAUGCUGGACACAGGAGCCACCUGGGUGAGGAGAGCCCAUUCAAGUGGCUGUGUGUCGGGAAGAGUCUGCCCAGGACUGGGCUAGACCAGGGCUUAGAAUUAAGGAGAGGUGGCCAGGCUUGGUGGCUCACACCUGCAAUCCCAGCAGUUUGGGAGGCCGAGGCGGGUGGAUAGCUUGAGCCUAGGAGUUUGAGAACAGCCAACAUGGCGAAACCCUGUCUCUUAAAAAAUAAAUAAAAACAUUAGCCAGG
Messenger RNA from Symphalangus syndactylus (siamang), 4836 nucleotides. RefSeq names its product asparaginase (gene ASPG). The record is from RefSeq and is a predicted model, not a curated record. NCBI's taxonomy places the organism in Eukaryota, Metazoa, Chordata, Mammalia, Primates, Hylobatidae. Gene Ontology annotation, molecular function: protein binding; asparaginase activity. Gene Ontology annotation, biological process: amino acid metabolic process.